GGCGGCGGCGGCGGCACCGAGGCUCCGAGGCUCCUGCGCUCCCCUCGCCGCUCGCCCGGCAGCCAGGAGAAGAAGCUGAAGCCUGGAGUCUGAGUCAUUCCCCCAAGGUUACCAAGUUGAUAGAGGGACAAGAACGGAGCCACCAGCACUGGCCGAAGGUUUGCUGGCAUGGGUAAUCUCAUUAAGGUGCUAACCAGGGACAUAGACCACAAUGCAGCACAUUUUUUCUUGGACUUUGAAAGUAAGUCUCUUUAGCUCUUCACAGCUGGUGCAUAAUGGUAAAGGUGAAAGACUUAUACUCACACCGCAGUGAAGGCCAGCCAAAAUAUUUGUUAAUUGAAUUUGGAAUCCAAGUUUGCAUGACUUUUUUCUUAAUCGUAGGCAAACAUCACCAUCGUAUGUAUAACUCCUCAGUCGUUCAUUUGCUAAAAUCAUGUUGAGUCUGUAGCCGGUGCUGUCCUUCAUUAGUCCAUGAAGCACGCAGCCUUAUGAUGAAUAUUCUAGCAGUAUGCCGUGGUGACUAUGCUCCGAGUCCUGCGAUGGCUUUAUCAAAAUCACAAGUGUGCUGCGGAUCCAGACCAGUGCUUAAAUAACCUCCAAACAUUCACGGUCCAGAUUUGCUUAAAAACAUACGCAUGCAGGAAGUACCUUAACAUGGGGAAUCUUCUUAAAGUUUUGACAUGCACAGACCUUGAGCAGGGGCCAAAUUUUUUCCUUGAUUUUGAAAAUGCCCAGCCUACAGAGUCUGAGAAGGAGAUUUAUAAUCAGGUGAAUGUAGUAUUAAAAGAUGCAGAAGGCAUCUUGGAGGACUUGCAGUCAUAUAGAGGAGCCGGCCAUGAAAUACGGGAGGCCAUCCAGCAUCCAGCGGAUGAGAAGUUACAAGAAAAGGCAUGGGGUGCUGUUGUCCCACUUGUAGGCAAAUUAAAGAAAUUUUAUGAAUUUUCUCAGAGGUUAGAAGCAGCGUUGAGAGGGCUUCUGGGAGCCUUGACAAGCACUCCGUACUCCCCCACCCAGCACCUCGAGCGGGAGCAGGCUCUCGCCAAGCAGUUCGCCGAGAUCCUUCACUUCACACUCCGCUUCGACGAGCUCAAGAUGACAAAUCCUGCCAUACAGAAUGAUUUCAGCUACUACAGAAGAACAUUGAGCCGCAUGAGGAUUAAUAAUGUCCCGGCAGAAGGAGAAAAUGAAGUAAAUAAUGAACUGGCAAAUCGAAUGUCUUUGUUUUAUGCCGAGGCAACCCCGAUGCUGAAAACCUUAAGUGAUGCCACAACAAAAUUUGUAUCAGAGAAUAAAAAUUUACCGAUAGAAAACACCACAGAUUGCCUAAGCACCAUGGCCAGCGUGUGCAGAGUCAUGCUAGAAACACCGGAAUACAGGAGCAGGUUUACAAACGAAGAGACGGUGUCGUUCUGCUUGAGGGUAAUGGUGGGCGUCAUCAUACUCUAUGACCAUGUACAUCCCGUGGGAGCAUUUGCCAAAACCUCAAAAAUCGAUAUGAAAGGUUGUAUCAAAGUUCUUAAGGACCAACCUCCUAAUAGUGUAGAAGGUCUUCUCAAUGCUCUCAGGUACACAACAAAACAUUUGAAUGAUGAGACUACCUCCAAGCAGAUUAAGUCCAUGCUGCAAUGACACCUGGCGCGGCCACCUGCGCUGCGGAGACAGUCUGCAGGCUGAGGACCAGCUCCAGUGACCGCGUCACUUCUCAUCUACUCGCUUGUUUUCUCCCUCUGUUCCUCUGCCCUUUUUUAAUCAUGUUCUUGUUCUUAAGACUUCUUUUCUGUGCCAAAAUCAGUCAAGUUAUCUUCUGAAGGGACAUUGUCCUUUCAACGGGCCGUCUAAGGCAGCUAAUUAUGCAUUGCAUUGGGGUCUCGACAGAAAUUCUGUGACUUGAACUAAAUAUUUUUAAAUGUGGAUUUUUUUUGAAAACUAAUAUUUAAUAUUGCUUCUCCUGCAUGGCAAAACUGCCUAUUCUGCUAUUUAAAAACCCUCGAUGACUUUAUUUUCUACUGCCGCUUUUUCACGUGCAGCCAAUGGAAAUGUUAAAUUAAUUGUGUUGUACAGAUGGUACCCAACACACACUUUUUUUAAAUUAGUAAGACUUUUGUUCAAAGUUUUAAGUUUGCAUUUUGACUUUUUUGUAAGGAUGUAUGUUGUGUGUUUAACCUUUAUUAACUAACGUUAAAAACUGUGAUGUGUGCGUAGAGUAUUACGUAUGCAUGUUCCUGUUUAAAGAAUGGCUGUUGAUGAUACAAUAAAAAUCAGCUUUCAUUUUUCUAAGUGUGGCUUGGUUCACUGAGGUUUGGUUCGGGCUUCUACAGCUCUCCCGGUGUAUAUUUUUAUGAAAUGCAUAUACACUUUACCGGAUUUCCCUUUUAGGAUGAAGCUGGGUCUUUUCAACAGUGUUUUCCUCUAUUACUGUGAACGUGUACCCAGUUUCAGUUGCUUUUAAAAUCUUGCCAAGUGCAGUGAGACCGGUGGUCUUGUCGUUCACUUGACUUUCAUCCUUGUUCACCUCAUGGGGACGUAGUCACCGAGGGACAGGUCCGCUCCUGGUCUGUGUUCCCCAGAGGGAGAAGGAAGCGGUGUGGAAGGAAGAACAGCCCUUCGUGCUGGGAGGAGGGUGAGGAGAAGGGGGACGUCCCGGGAAGCCGAAGGCCGUGAUCUCAAGUGGAAAACACCUUCAUAUUUGACACCUGAAUGCAUGCAGGGCUGUCUAGUCCACGCACGGUGGAGGUUCAGUGGGAAGAGAACCCGCGCUGACGCCGUGAGGAGGCUUACCUGUGGAAGGGGGGCCCCAAGGCUCCACG
Molossus molossus (Pallas's mastiff bat) is the source of this 2807-nucleotide messenger RNA. RefSeq names its product CYFIP related Rac1 interactor B (gene CYRIB). Gene Ontology annotation, molecular function: small GTPase binding. Gene Ontology annotation, biological process: regulation of actin filament polymerization; positive regulation of T cell activation. Bases 523 to 1629 code for a protein of 368 amino acids. Lineage: Eukaryota; Metazoa; Chordata; Mammalia; Chiroptera; Molossidae. The record is from RefSeq and is a predicted model, not a curated record. The transcript is spliced from 14 exons.